AUGGCCGACACAAACGGCAGCGCCCCCGCCGCAGCAGCAGACGCGGCAGACUCGCAGCAACCCUCCUCCUCCACCGCCGCCGCCACGACCGCUACUGCCGCUGCAGACGACCCCACAAAACAAGCGGGGACGGACGCUCCGCCGGCGGGGACAAGGAAGCCCCGCGAUGCGCGCAUCAUACACCUCAUCCUGGCGUCCAUGGGCGUGUCGUCGUACCAGGAGCGCGUGCCGCUCAUGUUGAUGGAUUUUGCUUACCGCUACACCUCCUCGGUACUCCAAGACGCGCUCCUCUUCUCGGACGCAAUCCACAGCACCAGCAACACGGGCGGGCCGAACCCGCCGUCGUCGGUGACGCUGUCGGACCUACGCAUGUCCGUUGCGUCGCGCAUCAACCACCAGUUCAACACGGCGCUGCCGAAGGAGUUCUUACUCGACAUUGCGCAGGAGCGGAAUCGGGUUGGGCUGCCGACCGUGGGGAAGGAGUUUGGGGUGCGGCUGCCGCCGGAGAAGUAUUCGCUGACGGGGAUCAGUUGGGAGCUGGCGGAGACGAGGGAGGAUUGGAUGGCGGAGAGUAGUGGGGAGGAGGAGGAUGAGGGGAUGGGCGGGUUGGGGGUGGGGGUGGGGUUGGGGGGUUGGGGAGGGGGUGGGAGGGGGUGGUGGCGGGGGCGGUGGCGGGGGGGGGAGUGGGGGGGAGAUGGAGUUGGAUGA
This is a messenger RNA of Morchella importuna, 708 nucleotides long. RefSeq lists its product as uncharacterized. Gene Ontology annotation, cellular component: SAGA complex; transcription factor TFIID complex. The transcript has 2 exons. NCBI's taxonomy places the organism in Eukaryota, Fungi, Ascomycota, Pezizomycetes, Pezizales, Morchellaceae. Bases 1 to 708 code for a protein of 235 amino acids. The record is from RefSeq and is a predicted model, not a curated record. Gene Ontology annotation, molecular function: protein heterodimerization activity; transcription coactivator activity; RNA polymerase II general transcription initiation factor activity. Gene Ontology annotation, biological process: DNA-templated transcription initiation; RNA polymerase II preinitiation complex assembly.